Molecule: messenger RNA, 339 nt
Organism: Guillardia theta CCMP2712
Lineage: Eukaryota; Cryptophyceae; Pyrenomonadales; Geminigeraceae
Exons: 2
Coding region: 1-339 (112 amino acids)
Source: RefSeq, a predicted model, not a curated record
AUGAAAGGAAAAGAAGAAAGAGAGGACGAGAACGAGAUCGAGGACGUGAAAGUGGACGAGGACGAGGAUGACGAGGAAGGGGAUGACGAAGACGACGAACAUAACCAGGAGGAGGAGGAGGAGGAGGAGGAGGAGGAGGAGGAGGGAGGGGACAACGACGAGGAGGAGGAGGAGGUCGUGGUCGUGGAGGUCGUGGAGGUCGUGGAGGUCGUGGAGGUCGUGGAGGUCGAGAACGAGGAGGACGAGGACGAGGACGAGGACGAGGACGAGGACGAGGAGGAGGAGGUCAGGGUGUAUGGAUGGUUCAGCUAUCUUGCUCGGUCUCACUUGAUCUUGUAG